Pan troglodytes (chimpanzee) is the source of this 7369-nucleotide messenger RNA. RefSeq names its product sterile alpha motif domain containing 9 like (gene SAMD9L). Gene Ontology annotation, molecular function: protein binding. The record is from RefSeq and is a predicted model, not a curated record. The transcript has 6 exons. Lineage: Eukaryota; Metazoa; Chordata; Mammalia; Primates; Hominidae. Gene Ontology annotation, cellular component: cytoplasm. Bases 1467 to 6221 code for a protein of 1584 amino acids.
ACUUCAACUUCCUCCUGCUUCUCAACUGGCACUCUGACACACCCUCAGAAAGUCAGAGUACUGGGAGAACAGAAGACUUCACAAUUUAAUGCCUUAGUUUUUAAAAAAGGAUCCUUACACUCAUGUCUCCUAGCCAUCAGAAGAGGAAUGAGACAGCAAAAGUUCAAAUGGCCUGUUUCAAGUUUCUGAUAUAAAACGAUGACGUUUUCAGGAAAAUCCUGCAUUUCCAGAGAGAGACUGGCUGGUUAAAUAUCUGAAAGAGGACACUGGCUAAAAGAAGGUAUUGCAUCUCACCUGAGCAGAUUGUGUCUGUGGAAAGUGUAAGCCCCUUGCCAGAAGAGCAGCUUCCCAGCAAAGGCAGAGGGUGAAAACAGCAAAGGUCUUAAGACACUGGGGACCUAGAGUCAAAAGGGACCUCCUCCAGGGAAAACGCUGUGUGAGAAAUGGCCUCAUUCGGUGACUGUGAGUGACACAGCAGAAAGUUGGGUCAUUCUGGCUGCUUUUUUGAGAAGUCCCUGAAGAGAUCAAUAACAGCAAGAGGGAACCUGGCAAGGAAGCUAUUCCUAUAAUCCAGGAAAGAGAAGAGGAAGGCUUGGACCAGCUGGUAGUGGUGUCAGGUAGUCAAAUGCUGGGUAUAUUUUGAAGAUACACCCCAUAGGAUUUGCUCUACAUUGAAUGUGGAAUGCUGGAAGAGAGAUAAAGUGUACCUGCCACAUACUUUUUGAGGUUUAUUUAUUUUCUUAGAAGUAAGUACACAAAGAGAUGCUACCUAGGAGAAGGGUAUUCUUUUCACUAUUCUUUCAAAUUUUCUGUAUGUUCGAACAUUUUCAUAGUAGAAAGUUAGGGGGGAAAAUCUGUUUCAUAAACAUUUCCUCAGCAGCAGUCCAGUCUAUUGCAUUUUAAUCGGUUGUGAUAUCAUUGUUUUAUGCAAUACGUUCUCAACAAGUAUAUCCUCUGGCAAACUGAACAAGGACCAAGUCUGUUCUGCCUACAGCUCUGCUUCCUCAUAGCUGCUUUCCAGAACGUGACUCUUGCAAAUUAUCAAGAAAGGGGAACUAAUCUAAGGGAUCCAGAUCAAACAGCCUCAUGAAGACUUAUUUUAUGUUUCUAAUAUAAAGAUAGAAGUUUUCAGAAAAGCCCUGUUUCAGCUACACAGAGGAUCAGAGCAGGGGUGGGCCUGCUGGGCUGCAGCUGGGAUUCUGAGCAUCCUUUCCUGGAGGCACGGAAAGUGAGUGAGUGAGCCCAGUGAGGUCUAAGUGGGGGCCUGAGAAUUUACAUUUCUAGCCAGCUUCUAAGUGAUGCUGAUGCUGCUGGUUUGGAGACCACACCUUGAGAACCACUGCUGUUGGUCCUGUCUGCACAAUAGAUGCACCAAGGCAAAUGUUUAGAAGUACUAAUGCCUGAAAACCCCACCCUCACUCCCUCAACCAACUAAUGCAGUCGCAGGAAGAAGUUGAAGCUUUGAUAUGAGUAAACAAGUAUCUCUACCUGAAAUGAUUAAAGACUGGACGAAAGAGCAUGUGAAAAAAUGGGUAACUGAAGACCUUAAGAUUAAUGAGCAAUAUGGGCAAAUUCUGCUCAGUGGAGAAGUAACAGGAUUAGUCCUGCAGGAAUUAACUGAGAAGGACCUUAUAGAAAUGGGGCUACCAUGGGGUCCAGCACUUUUGAUAAAACGUUCAUACAACAAAUUGAAUAGUAAAUCCCCUGAAAGUGACAAUCAUGAUCCGGGACAAUUAGAUAAUUCAAAACCAUCCAAAACAGAACACCAAAAAAAUCCAAAACACACCAAAAAGGAAGAAGAAAAUUCAAUGUCAUCUAAUAUUGAUUAUGAUCCCAGAGAGAUCAGAGAUAUCAAACAAGAAGAAUCAAUUCUUAUGAAAGAAAAUGUGUUAGAUGAAGUAGCAAAUGCUAAAGACAAGAAAAAGGGUAAGCUAAAACCUGAACAAUUGACUUGUAUGCCAUAUCCUUUUGAUCAGUUCCAUGACAGCCAUCGCUACAUAGAACAUUAUACUCUACAACCUGAAACAGGAGCACUCAAUCUCAUUGAUCCAAUACAUGAGUUCAAAGCUCUCACAAACACAGAAACAGCCACGGAAGUGGACAUUAAGAUGAAAUUCAGCAAUGAAGUCUUCCGAUUUGCAUCAGCUUGUAUGAAUUCACGCACCAAUGGCACCAUCCAUUUUGGAGUCAAGGACAAACCCCAUGGAGAAAUUGUUGGUGUGAAAAUCACCAGUAAGGCUGCCUUCAUUGACCACUUCAAUGUAAUGAUCAAAAAGUAUUUUGAAGAAAGUGAGAUCAAUGAAGCCAAGAAGUGUAUUCGGGAGCCAAGGUUUGUGGAAGUCCUUCUGCAGAACAAUACACCAUCUGACAGAUUUGUCAUUGAAGUUGAUACUAUUCCAAAACACUCUAUAUGUAAUGAUAAGUAUUUCUACAUUCAGAUGCAAAUUUGUAAAGAUAAAAUAUGGAAACAAAACCAAAAUCUUUCACUGUUUGUAAGAGAAGGGGCUAGCUCUAGGGAUAUCCUGGCCAAUUCCAAGCAACGGGAUGUAGAUUUCAAGGCAUUUUUACAAAAUUUAAAGUCACUGGUAGCAUCUAGAAAAGAGGCUGAAGAAGAGUAUGGAAUGAAGGCAAUGAAGAAGGAGAGUGAAGGACUAAAGCUGGUUAAACUUCUCAUAGGAAACCGAGACUCACUGGAUAAUUCAUACUAUGACUGGUACAUUCUUGUAACAAAUAAAUGCCAUCCAAACCAAAUAAAGCACUUAGAUUUUUUAAAAGAAAUGAAAUGGUUUGCUGUGUUGGAGUUUGAUCCUGAAUCUAUGAUCAAUGGAGUGGUCAAAGCUUACAAAGAAAGUCGGGUGGCAAACCUUCACUUUCCAAAUCAAUAUGAAGACAAGACAACUAACAUGAGGGAGAAGAUUUCUACUCUUAAUCUUUACCAACAGCCCAGCUGGAUUUUCUGCAAUGGCAGAUCAGACCUGAAAAGCGAGACAUAUAAACCUCUAGAACCACAUUUAUGGCAGAGAGAAAGAGCUUCAGAAGUCAGGAAACUAAUUUUAUUUCUCACAGAUGAAAAUAUAAUGACAAGAGGAAAAUUUUUGGUAGUGUUUCUAUUACUCUCUUCAGUGGAAAGCCCAGGAGAUCCACUCAUUGAAACUUUCUGGGCUUUCUAUCAAGCUCUCAAAGGAAUGGAAAAUAUGUUGUGUAUCUCUGUAAACUCACAUAUUUAUCAACGAUGGAAAGAUCUACUACAAACAAGAAUGAAGAUGGAAGAUGAACUAACAAACCACAGUAUUUCCACUUUAAAUAUAGAACUGGUAAACAGCACUAUCCUUAAACUAAAAUCGGUGACUCGGUCAUCAAGAAGGUUUUUGCCCGCCCGUGGAUCUUCUUCAGUUAUCCUAGAGAAAAAGAAAGAGGAUGUCUUGACUGCACUGGAAAUCCUCUGUGAAAAUGAGUGUACAGAGACAGACAUCGAGAAAGACAAAUCUAAAUUCCUGGAGUUUAAGAAAUCAAAGGAAGAACACUUUUAUCGAGGUGGCAAAGUAUCCUGGUGGAACUUCUAUUUUUCUUCUGAAAACUAUUCUUCAGAUUUUGUUAAAAGGGACAGUUAUGAAAAGCUUAAAGAUUUAAUACACUGCUGGGCAGAGUCUCCUAAACCAAUAUUUGCAAAAAUCAUCAAUCUUUAUCAUCAUCCAGGCUGUGGGGGUACCACACUGGCUAUGCAUGUUCUCUGGGACUUAAAGAAAAACUUCAGAUGUGCUGUGUUAAAAAACAAGACAACUGAUUUUGCAGAAAUUGCAGAGCAAGUGAUCAAUCUGGUCACCUAUAGGGCAAAGAGCCAUCAGGAUUACAUUCCUGUGCUUCUCCUCGUGGAUGAUUUUGAAGAACAAGAAAAUGUCUACUUUCUACAAAAUGCCAUCCAUUCCGUUUUAGCAGAAAAGGAUUUGCGAUAUGAAAAAACAUUGGUAAUUAUCUUAAACUGCAUGAGAUCCCGGAAUCCAGAUGAAAGUGCAAAAUUGGCAGACAGUAUUGCACUAAAUUACCAACUUUCUUCCAAGGAACAAAGAGCUUUUGGUGCCAAACUGAAGGAAAUUGAAAAGCAGCACAAGAACUGUGAAAACUUUUAUUCCUUCAUGAUCAUGAAAAGCAAUUUUGAUGAAACAUAUAUAGAAAAUGUAGUCAGGAAUAUCCUAAAAGGACAGGAUGUUGACAGCAAGGAAGCACAACUCAUUUCCUUCCUGGCUUUACUCAGCUCUUAUGUUACUGAUUCUACAAUUUCAGUUUCACAGUGUGAAAUAUUUUUGGGAAUCAUAUACACUAGUACACCCUGGGAACCUGAAAGCUUAGAAGACAAGAUGGGAACUUAUUCUACACUUCUAAUAAAAACAGAAGUUGCAGAAUAUGGGAGAUACACAGGUGUGCGUAUCAUUCACCCUCUGAUUGCCCUGUACUGUCUAAAAGAACUGGAAAGAAGCUAUCACUUGGAUAAAUGUCAAAUUGCAUUGAAUAUAUUAGAAGAGAAUUUAUUCUAUGAUUCUGGAAUAGGAAGAGACAAAUUUCAACAUGAUGUUCAAACUCUUCUGCUUACAAGACAGCGCAAGGAGUAUGGAGAUGAAACAGACACUCUGUUUUCCCCAUUAAUGGAAGCUUUACAGAAUAAAGACAUUGAAAAGGUCUUGAGUGCAGGAAGUAGACGAUUCCCACAAAAUGCAUUCAUUUGUCAAGCCUUAGCAAGACAUUUCUACAUUAAAGAGAAGGACUUUAACACAGCUCUGGACUGGGCACGUCAGGCCAAAAUGAAAGCACCUAAAAAUUCCUAUAUUUCAGAUACACUUGGUCAAGUCUACAAAAGUGAAAUCAAAUGGUGGUUGGAUGGGAACAAAAACUGUAGGAGCAUUACUGUUAAUGACCUAACACAUCUCCUAGAAGCUGCGGAAAAAGCCUCAAGAGCUUUCAAAGAAUCCCAAAGGCAAACUGAUAGUAAAAACUAUGAAACCGAGAACUGGUCACCACAGAAGUCCCAGAGACGAUAUGACAUGUAUAACACAGCUUGUUUCUUGGGUGAAAUAGAAGUUGGUCUUUACACUAUCCAGAUUCUUCAGCUCACUCCCUUUUUCCACAAAGAAAAUGAAUUAUCCAAAAAACAUAUGGUGCAAUUUUUAUCAGGAAAGUGGACCAUUCCUCCUGAUCCCAGAAAUGAAUGUUAUUUGGCUCUUAGCAAGUUCACAUCCCACCUAAAAAAUUUACAGUCAGAUCUGAAAAGGUGCUUUGACUUUUUUAUUGAUUAUAUGGUUCUUCUGAAAAUGAGGUAUACCCAAAAAGAAAUUGCGGAAAUCAUGUUAAGCAAGAAAGUCAGUCGUUGUUUCAGGAAAUACACAGAACUUUUCUGUCAUUUGGAUCCAUGUCUAUUACAAAGUAAAGAGAGUCACUUACUCCAGGAGGAGAAUUGCAGGAAAAAGCUAGAAGCUCUGAGAGCAGAUAGGUUUGCUGGACUCUUGGAAUAUCUUAAUCCAAACUACAAAGAUGCUACCACCAUGGAAAGUAUAGUGAAUGAAUAUGCCUUCCUACUGCAGCAAAACUCAAAAAAGCCCAUGACAAAUGAGAAACAAAAUUCCAUUUUGGCCAACAUUAUUCUGAGUUGUCUAAAGCCCAACUCCAAGUUAAUUCAACCACUUACCACGCUAAAAAAACAACUCCGAGAGGUCUUGCAAUUUGUAGGACUAAGUCAUCAAUAUCCAGGUCCUUAUUUCUUGGCCUGCCUCCUGUUCUGGCCAGAAAAUCAAGAGCUAGAUCAAGAUUCCAAACUAAUAGAAAAGUAUGUUUCAUCCUUAAAUAGAUCCUUCAGGGGACAGUACAAGCGCAUGUGCAGGUCCAAGCAGGCAAGCACACUUUUCUAUCUGGGCAAAAGGAAGGGUCUAAACAGCAUUGUUCACAAGGCCGAAAUAGAGCAGUACUUUGAUAAAGCACAAAAUACAAAUUCCCUCUGGCACAGUGGGGAUGUGUGGAAAAAAAAUGAAGUCAAAGACCUCCUGCGUCGUCUAACUGGUCAGGCUGAAGGCAAGCUAAUCUCUAUAGAAUAUGGAACAGAGGAAAAAAUAAAAAUACCAGUAAUAUCUGUUUAUUCAGGUCCACUCAGAAGUGGUAGGAACAUAGAAAGAGUGUCUUUCUACCUAGGAUUUUCCAUUGAAGGCCCUCUGGCAUAUGAUAUAGAAGUAAUUUAAGACAAUACAUCACCUGUAGUUCAAAUAUGUUUAUUUAUAUCUUUAUGAUUUUAUUCUCUCUCUCUAUUCUCAUGGCACUUUCAUAACAUUAUGGCUAACCUCUAAUUACAGAUUUUGCUUUUGCCUCCCUGAAUGAAUUACAAGCCUUUUUAAGAUAUGAAAUAUGCCUACCCGCAGAGCUUGGCACAAAGUGGAGUCAAUCUUUUAAUGUUUUAAAUAUGCAUUUUCAGACUCAAAUAAUUAAGAAGUUUCAUUGAUAUCCACUGGUCACAUCAUAACUGUUUAUAGGGCAAUAAAAUCUGUGUUAAACUCAAUUGCUUUUAUAAGUUUUCUAAAUUAUUUCUUCACUGUGACAGCAAAGAUUUAAAUAAGAUGAAUGUAAAAGAGAAAGCUUAUUGGACUCAAACCCACAGAUCCACACCAGAGUUCUAUUUACCUCAUCUUGGUAUCAAUAAAAACUUAUGUGGAAGGUAAAUAUAUUGUUCCCCAUCCUCCACAUAACACUCUCCCCAACACACACACACACACACACACACACACACUCCUUGUACCCCUUGCCCUUCUCCCAGCUCAUUGCUCCAGGAGAGAGAAGAGUUCAAAAAAUAAAGUAAUCAUAAACUUGAACUCUCUCCAUUCUCUUGUUCCCAUCUACAGGUGAAUCUCUUCCUUUAAGCCAUUUUUGUCUCCUGUGAAUACAGCCUUAUCUCCACCUGUUUCUUAGAUCCCAUCUCCCCUGGCUUAUUUUUUCCAUUCAUUACCCUCUUUGUUCCCUUUACUUCUCAACCUGUGCUAUAUACAUGCUGUUCUCUCUGUUGAGAUUGCCUUAUUUCCAUCUAACAUUCUCUCUCCUGCUAUUCUGAUUUGUCAUUCACAACUGAGUUCAAGAGUCACCUUCACCAGGAAGUCUUCAUUGACCACCAUCAUUCCUGCCUGAUUAGAGGGCUUCCUCAUGGUAAUAUGUGUCCUCAAGUUUUCAGUGUCAAGGAAUGCCAUCCCAGAAGCUCAUUCUCAGACGCACAACAGCCAGAACAGUCUCAAGCAGCAUUCUAGAGCUUGGAAUUUAAGAACUAUGCAUUGCGUAUAAAGUGAAACAUAGGCUAAUAUAGAUUAAAUUGAAUAUUGAAUAAAAAUAUGUUUAUUUAUCCACA